AUGGUAUCAGAGCCUCACCGGAGUUACGCCGCAGCAGUUGUGAUGGAGCCGGCCGGUGACAGAAACCACAACCAGACAGAGCAGACAGGAGCCUCUUCAAGCCAAAUCCCAUCGAAUCUGCACAAUGAUGAGUUUGAAGAUCCUCUUUACUUACACGCUACUGAGAACCCUAAUCUCAGUCUUGUGUCACCUCCCCUAACCGAGAUCAAUUACAACUCCUGGAGUAGAUCGAUGCGCAUCGCACUGGAGGUGAAGAACAAAUUCGGGUUUGUCAAUGGAAUCGUUCCAGUUCCAGAAGCUAAUGAUCCGAGGUUGACGACUUGGAGAAGAUGCAACCGCAUUGUAUGCUCUUGGAUUCUGAGGUCUAUCAAUCCAAGCAUAGCAGAGAGCGUUAUGUACUAUGACAAGGCCAUAGACAUCUGGAAUGCGUUGCAGAAGAGGUAUUCCCAAUCUGAUCCUCAUAGAAUUUCUGAAAUUCAGACUGAAAUUUUUAGGAAUGUGCAAGGACAAAUGUCUGUGAAUGAAUACUUCACAAAAAGUAAUGCCCUAUGGCAACAAAUGAGUGCAUUGAGGCCUCUACUCCUGUGCGAGUGUGUGCCAAGAUGUUCAUGCACUCUAAUGAAUAGAAUGCAGAAACAGAUGGAAGGGGACCAAGUGAUCCGAUUCUUUGAAGGGUUAAAUGAUGAAUAUGAAGCAAUUAAAUUUGGGGUUCUUGUUAUGGACCCCAUUCCAGAGAUGGAGAAAGUGUUGAAUAUGACCUUGAAGGUUGAAAGAAAGCUUAAAGGUUCAAACACCCAAAGGUGCAGUGAUUUUGCUCAAUCCAAUGCUAUUCAUGAGAGUCAAAUCCAAAUUGGGGAAGAACAAUCUGUAGUAGCAGCUGCUGCCUACAACAAUAACAGAAAGAAAUUUUCAAAUAGUGGGGAUAAGAAUGUGCCAAAGUGCACUUAUUGUAACAUGCUUGGUCAUACUGUUGAUAAAUGUUACAAGAAACAUGGAUUCCCACCUGGGUGGGUAGCAGGAUACAAAUCCAAGAAUAAACAAUCACAAGACAUGCAACAACCCUCAAGUUCAGCAGUUAGUCAGUUGAAUGACACAGGCCUUUCAGCUGACCAAUUCCAGAAGCUGGUAUCUCUCCUUCAUAAUCAAAACCAUGGUGGUCAAGUGUUGAGUAAUGCAGCUGUGUCAGUGAACACUUCUGGAAUCAAAUCUGAUUUCAAGAAUUCUCUGGAAGGACAAAAUGAAGGUAAUUCUGUACCUAGAAUUCAUGUUAAUAUUGUCCUUAAUACACAUUUAAUAUGGAUAUUGGAUUCAGGGGCCACAGACCACAUUGUGUCGUCAUUACAAUUUCUUGAUAAAUAUCACAAGAUUGAGGGAUUAUCUGUGAAGUUGCCUAAUGGUGAUAUUGUCAGUGUUACUCACUUAGGGGAAAUCAAGCUUGAUGAAAACAUUUUGCUGACAAAUGUGCUGUAUAUCCCAUCUUUUACCUUUAACAUCAUAUCUGCUAGUAAAUUAACUAAGCAGUCUGGGUGCAAGAUUGUGAUAGAUGCUGAUUCUUGUACUGUCCAGGGUCAACUUGGAACCAAGGUUGGUUUUGCUAGAGAAAAGGAUGGCCUAUAUCUGAUCAACAGUCCUCCUAUUAAGAAGAAUGUUCAACAAGUUGUUGUAGAUAACCCUCAAUGUAAUAGUGUGACAAUGGGAUUGUGGCAUAAUAGGUUGGGACACUAUCCCAUUAAUAAGAUUUCCCUCUUGAAUGGAAUAAAAUUUACUUCCUUACAGCAACAAUGUGAUUUUGUCUGUGAUGCUUGCAAUUUUGCUAAACAUAAGAAGCCUAUUUUUCCAGUCAGCAAUUCUAAAGCUGAACACUGCUUUGAUCUCAUACACAUGGAUGUGUGGGGACCUUUCUCUGUGGCUUCCCUCAAAGGUGAACAUUAUUUCUUAACCAUAGUUGAUGAUUGUAGCAGAUUUACUUGGUUACAUAUGAUGAAGAGUAAAUCUGAAGUCAAAAACAUAUUUCAAAAUUUCUGCAACUAUGUGUCCACUCAAUUCUCUGCUAAGAUUAAGGUGAUAAGAACAGAUAAUGGGACAGAAUUCUUGAUGAAUGACUUCUAUGCUGAGAGAGGCAUAGUCCAUCAGAAAACAUGUGUGCAUACCCCUCAGCAAAAUGGAGUUGUAGAAAGGAAACAUCAGCACAUUUUAAAUGUUGCUAGAUCCUUGAGGUUUCAAUCUGGAUUGCCAUUAGAAUUUUGGGGACACUGUGUGAUACAUGCCUCUUACAUCAUCAAUAGUUUACCUACUCAUGUUCUUGGUGGAAACACUCCUCUUAAACUGUUGACAGGAAAAAAUACUGGCUAUGAACAUUUUAAAAGCUUUGGAUGCCUUUGCUUUGGGGCCACUAUUUCCCAGGGGAGAAACAAAAUGCAACCAAGAGCAAGAAAGUGUAUUUUUCUGGGGUAUCCAGCAAAUGUGAAAGGGUAUAUACUCUAUGAUCUUAUUGACAAAGUAACUUUCAUUUCCAGAGAUGUCAGGUUUUAUGAGCUCACAUAUCCCUUCAGAGAAACAGAAGAUCAAAGCUCAGAUGGAUGUGAUGUUGAUAGUCCCCCACUUCCUCUAAUUCCUAUUUCAACUGAAAUUCCACUCCCAGAGGCUUCACCUGAUUCAGAAGUCCUAGAACCUGAUGAAAGGACUCCCAGUCAUAGAGUCACCUCAGAAAUUGGUAAUGGAAACAGUCCCAGAGAUAUAAGCCAUCACAGCAGCAGUUUUAAUGACAGUAAUGCCAAUGUUGAUAUGAGCUCUGAGAGGUCUAGUGCAACAAAUAAUCACAGUGCACAGCCUAGAAGAUCAACUAGAUUAAGGAUGGCUCCUCAUAAGCUAAAUGAUUACUACUGCCACUCUAUGUCCAACACUGGAACAAGUAAGAUAUCUGCUAUAGGAUCUUCUCCUCAUCCUAUACAGAAAUUCUGUAUAUCUUCUGUAGUCACACCUAUGGAACCACAUCCAUACCAUGAGGCUGUAAAACAUGAUGAAUGGAGAAGGGCCAUGGAAUCUGAGAUUGAUGCAUUAGUUCAGACCAACACAUGGAUUUUGACAGACUUACCCACAGGAAAACUUCCCAUUGGAUGUAGGUGGGUAUACAAAAUCAAACAUAAGUCUGAUGGUACCAUAGAAAGGUUUAAAGCAAGGUUGGUGGCUAAGGGAUACACUCAACAAAUGGGAGUGGACUACACAGAGACAUUCUCUCCUGUUGCAAGGAUGACCACUAUCAAGACCUUCUUGGCAGUGGCAAUUGCAAACAAUUGGGAUAUUCAGCAACUUGACAUAAAUAAUGUCUUUCUACAUGGUGACCUAGAUGAAGAAGUUUACAUGGUCUUACCCCCAGGCUUGGAAGCAGUCAGAACAAGUACAGGGUUAAAUCUCUGUCAAAAGAAGUAUGCAUUGGAGAUUCUAGAUGAAAAUGGAUUCCUAGAUGCCAAACCUGCCAAGAUACCUUGUACCCCAGGAACAAGGCUUAACAGUACUGAAGGCAUACUUCUUGACAAUCCUGAAAUGUUCAGAAGAUUGGUUGGCAAACUACUCUACUUAACCAACACUAGGCCUGACAUUUCAUACUCUGUGCAGCAGUUGAGUCAAUUUGUUGAUAAGCCAAGAAGCACACAUUUGGUUGCAGCCCAUAGGGUGCUAAGAUACAUCAAGGCCUCACCUGGAAAAGGACUUUUCUAUGCUUCCAACUCUGAACUUAAGCUACAAGCCUUUUCAGAUUCAGACUGGGCUACAUGCACAGAAACCAUAAAGUCUAUAACAGGUUUUUGCAUCUAUCUUGGGAAAUCUCUCAUCUCUUGGAAGACCAAGAAACAAGCUACCAUCAGUAGAUCAUCAUCUGAAGCUGAAUACAGAGCUUUAGCUUCUACAGUAUGUGAAAUCCAGUGGCUUUUAUAUCUUCUGGCAGAUCUAAAAGCAAACAGCUACACAGCCAGUCCCAUUUCCUUGUUUUGUGAUAACAAGUCUGCUAUAGCCAUAAGUGAGAACCAUGUCUUUCAUGAACGCACCAAACACAUAGAGAUUGGCUGCCAUGUGGUCAGACAAAAGGUGCAAGAAGGAAUAAUCAGGUUGAUGAGCAUUCCAUCCCACAAACAGAUAGCAGAUGGAUUCACCAAGGCCUUGCCUAUUCCUUUGUUUGAUUCUUUUCAUACUAAGCUGGGACUUCAAGACCUCUACUCUCCAGCUUAA
Ipomoea nil (Japanese morning glory) is the source of this 4224-nucleotide messenger RNA. RefSeq lists its product as uncharacterized. NCBI's taxonomy places the organism in Eukaryota, Viridiplantae, Streptophyta, Magnoliopsida, Solanales, Convolvulaceae. The transcript is spliced from 2 exons. Gene Ontology annotation, molecular function: nucleic acid binding. Gene Ontology annotation, biological process: DNA integration. The record is from RefSeq and is a predicted model, not a curated record. Bases 1 to 4224 code for a protein of 1407 amino acids.